AGAACCUGGAUGGGUGGGGUGGUGGAAUCUUGGCUGUUGUGCUGGAAAAGUCAGCUGGAAUGUGAGGAGAGAAGCAUGCACUGUGAGGUCAUCCGGUAUGUGUGUUUAGAUGGGAGAGAGAGAGAGACUGAUCCAUUAUGCCAAGCCAAUGCAGUCUUUGUUUCUCUGCAUCUUAUGCAAUUUUGCAAAACUCUCCAAGGAAAAAUGGAUCGAUCAACUAAUGGAAGCACCGGCAGAAAAACUAGAAGAUGCCAAUGAGACAAUGGAGUCCUUAUCCCACGAGGCACUCUGGUUUGACUACCCUGACUCCGAUAAAGAGAAGAUCCUAGCUGUCUAUAAGUUUAUUGGAGAAAAGCCCGAAUUUAUUGCUCCAAGCGCCUUCCCUCAGCUGUUGCGCCACAUCUUAGUGGGAUCCAUUCUCCUCAUCCUGCUGUUCUUUGUUUUUCAGAUUGUCCAAGCGCUUUUUCGUAAACAACACAACUAGAGAAGACGACUAGAGUUCCUGAGCCAAACAGCUUGUCCUCUGCUCUUUUCCACUGUCCUUCCUGUUAAGUAAAAG
This is a messenger RNA of Crotalus tigris (Tiger rattlesnake), 559 nucleotides long. RefSeq names its product chromosome unknown C16orf92 homolog (gene FIMP1). The transcript has 4 exons. Gene Ontology annotation, biological process: fusion of sperm to egg plasma membrane involved in single fertilization. The record is from RefSeq and is a predicted model, not a curated record. Lineage: Eukaryota; Metazoa; Chordata; Lepidosauria; Squamata; Viperidae. Bases 110 to 484 code for a protein of 124 amino acids.